This is a messenger RNA of Cutaneotrichosporon oleaginosum, 1512 nucleotides long. Lineage: Eukaryota; Fungi; Basidiomycota; Tremellomycetes; Trichosporonales; Trichosporonaceae. The record is from RefSeq and is a predicted model, not a curated record.
AUGCCGCUCCCGAAACCUGAUCGCUUCGCAGACUACAUCACCGCCGCGGACGACGCCGCCCUCUUCUCCUCUCCGCUCCCGACAACAGGCGUGCGCAGGACCACAACCCGCGGCGAGCUCUACAGCUGGUACAUCUACUACGUCGGCAACUGCGGCCUGGGCCCCUUCAACUUCGCGGUCACGGCAUGGCACAACCUCCUGCAUCGCGCGGGGUGGGAUCCCACCCUCGGACACGCCUCGAGAUGCAGUGAUGGCCCGUGCUACCUGCACGCUUUUGGGGCCGAGCGGAGCACGCACUCGACGAUGCUUAUCACGAACGCCAUCAGCUUCGGCAUGCAGGCCGCCGUGUACCUUGUGCUCGGGAGCAUGGCCGACUACGGGUCUUGGCGGCCGCAUAUCGUCACAAUCGCAACCGUCGUCGGGUGGGGCGUGAGCUUUGCAUGGCUCGGCGUCACGGCGCCGCCGCGAUGGCGCAUCGGCACCUCCCUUUACGUCUUGGGAAUGUUGUCGUACCGCGUUGCGCUGACGUUCUGGAUGGCCGCGUUUCCGGGACUCUCCCGUGACACACCGGAGAUGCACAAGAACGAGAGGGGACUUGCAGACGGGCGUAUUUCGAGGGCCGAGUUUGAGCGCCGGGACAUGUUGGCGCGGAACAACCUCGCACAUGUCUCUUUCUUCCUUUGCUCGAUCGGGGAGCUGGCGGUUCUAGCCAUCCUUUGCGGCAUCAUACUCUCCAUUGCUCGGGGCGACGACGACAGCAAUGCGCGCGCCCUCUCCAUUGUCUGCGCGUACUCCGGUGGCGUGUGGAGUAAGCCCUUCCAUCUAUCUACCACGCCUUCACGCUGUGCCGCCGCCUCAAGCAGACCGAUCCUGAUCAAAACUAUUCAGGAGGAGGUUGCCGACUUUCAGGCGCUCACGCUCAACUACCUCCUCAUGGACGGGAUCGCGGCGCAGGCGCUGGGCAUCGGUGUGUUCUGGGUGGUCCAAAAACGCUGGUUCCUCCAGACCAAAACCAUGCUCCUCUUCAACGGCUUCUUCCUCCUCCUCAUCACGGCGUGGGGCUGUCUUGGUAUCACGCAGUCGUACGGGUUUCAUAAUCUUUGGGAGUUUUGGGUAUACCAAGGUUUCUACGGAAUUUUCGUGUCGCCCUUCCACGCGAUCAGCCAGGCCAUGGUCUCGGAGGUCGUGCCGCGCGGCAAGGAGUUUAUGUUCUUCUCGCUCUUCGCGAUCGUCAGCCAGACGAGUGUCGUGGGUCUCGUCGUGGCGAAAGCCAUCAUCGACCGGACAGGGAACAACAAUAUGCCCUUCACGUUCCUCCUCGGCCUCGGCGUCAUCGCGAUGGGCAUACUUUCCACAGUGGACAUCAGCAAGAGCCGCUACGAGUGCCGGAAAUACCUCGAGGAGGAGGCGGUAAACGUGUAUAUGAUGAGGCAUGGCGAAGUGCGGGAAGUAGCUGAUAAGUUGGCACUGGAGGAGAAGCAGAGGCGGCAGGAGGCAGCCGACCAAGUGUAG